AUGUUUAUCAAAGACUUCACUGUGUCAGGCUUUGAAGCAGGCCCCGAGCCAGGAUCGCGAUGGACGCUCGUGUUCGACGGUUCUUCCAAUGCUCGAGGCCAUGGCAUAGGUGUUGUUAUCACUUCUCCAACUGGUUUCCACCUUCCAUUUACCGCUAGAUUGUGUUUUGACUGCACCAAUAAUAUGGAAGAAUAUAAAGCAUGUAUCUACGGUUUAGAGGCGGCGAUUGACUUAAGGAUCAAUAUUCGUGAAGUAUACAAUGAUUCAACUCUGGUAAUCAGUCAGGUAAAAGGUGAUUGGGAGACUCGGGAUAGCAAGUUGAUACCUUACAAAGAGCAUAUCAGAAAACGGGUAACCUACUUUGAUGAAAUCUCUUUUCACCAUAUUUCUAGGGAAGAAAAACAGUUAGCAGAUGCUCUAGCCACGUUGGCAUCUAUGUUCGAAGUCAAAUGGAAGAACGAAGCACCAUCCAUUCAUAUUGACCACUUAGAUGAACCAGCACAUUGUCUAGCAAUUGAGGUUGAUCUUGAUGAUAAGCCCUUGUUCUACGACAUAAAGACAUUUCUAGAAAAACGGCAAUAUCCCGAGGGUAUAUCUGUUACCGACAAGAAGGCUAUGAGAAGACUCUCUUCCAAGUUCUUCCUAAACGGUGAUGUGUUGUACAAGCGAAAUUAUGACUUUGUACUGCUCAGAUGCAUAGAUAGACACGAAGCUAGUACGAUCAUAAAAUCCAUACAUGAAGGUUGCAAGGGUGUACAUGCAGAGGGUCCUGCUAUGGCCAAGAAGAUCAUUCGGGCUGGAUAUUAUUUGACGACAAUGGAGGUUGACUGUUACAACUUUAUUAAAAGAUGUCACAAAUUCCAGAUAUACGGUGACAAGAUCUUUGUGCCACCGACUCCAUUGAACGUUUUGACUUCUACGUGGCCUUUUUCUAUGUAG
Messenger RNA from Lathyrus oleraceus (garden pea), 939 nucleotides. RefSeq lists its product as uncharacterized. Gene Ontology annotation, molecular function: RNA-DNA hybrid ribonuclease activity; nucleic acid binding. The record is from RefSeq and is a predicted model, not a curated record. The transcript has a single exon. NCBI's taxonomy places the organism in Eukaryota, Viridiplantae, Streptophyta, Magnoliopsida, Fabales, Fabaceae. Bases 1 to 939 code for a protein of 312 amino acids.